GCCUGUUUAGUCCAGCCCAUUCUGUGUGUACAAGAGCGAGCCAAGCACACUCUCCUUUCACAGAGCCUCACACAGGCUGCAACAAUGUGGCUGUACCUCAUCACAGGGGUCGUGCUGAUCCUCAUCGUCCUGAAGAAGUGGUUUGGAAGCCGGGGACCCAACCCGCUUGCUGUGGACACCAGGAAACCACCUAAACCGCUGGUAUUUGAUAAAGCACUGAGGAGAAAAGUGAUUAAAAAUGUUUUCUCUCCAGAUAAAAUACCUCAGAAUCUGGAUGCCAUUGUCAUUGGCAGUGGUAUUGGAGGACAGGGAGCCGCUGCUCUCCUUGCCAGAGCUGGAAAACGGGUUCUUGUCCUGGAGCAACUCGGUAAAUUGGGUGGAAGCUGUCACACUUUCAACGAAAAGGGCUAUGAAUUUGAUGUUGGUAUCCAUUACAUUGGACAGAUGCAUGAGCGGUCCCCAACACGAAUAUUGAUAGAUCAGCUGACUGAUGGGCAGCUUCAAUGGGCAAAGAUGGAUGACCCGUUCGAUGUAGUGCUUAUAGGGAACUUGGAGAAUGCUCGUCGCUACAACAUGCCUGUCGGGCAGCAGGCGUAUACAGAGGAGCUGAUAAAGGCUUUCCCAGGGGAAAAGAAAGCCAUCCAAAACUUCAUGAAGCUGGUGAAGAAGGCAUCUGGCCGAAUCUCAGAUAUGGUUGUCCUGAAGAUGUUGCCACUGCCACUUGCACGGUUCCUGUGUCGCAUUGGCCUUGUGAAACUGAUCUCUCCAUUUUUCCGGUAUGCUAGCCGCAGUGUGUCUGACGUCAUCAAUGAGCUGACUGAUAACAAAGAGCUGAGAACUGUAUUAAGUUACAUCUUUGGAACAUAUGGUGUGUUCCCAGAUAAAGCCAGCUUUUCCCUUCAUGCUGUGCUCAUUGACCACUUCCUGCAUGGGGGUUGGUACCCUACAGGUGGCGCCAGUGAAAUUACCUUCCAUCUUGUUCCCACAAUUGAAAGAGCAGGAGGUGCCGUGCUGUCAAAAGUUACAGUGGAUAAAAUCCUGGUCAAUGGAGAGAGGAGAGCUUGUGGUGUUGUUGUGAAAGCAAAGGGACAUGAACCCAUGAAUAUUUUUGCCCCCAUUGUGAUUUCUGAUGCUGGUAUUUUCAACACAUAUGAAAAACUUCUACCCCCUGAAAUGGAAGCUUUGCCAGAGAUCCAGAAUCAGCUGGGAUUGAUGAAACAUGGACAGGGAGGUUUCAGCGUUUUUAUCGGCCUAAAAGGAACAAAAGAGGAUCUUAAUCUUCCAGCUGCAAAUUAUAUAUACCUCCCAAGUACAGACCUGACAAAGUUAGAGAAAGAUUAUUAUACUUCCAGUGCAGAUGAAGCCGCAAAUAACAUUCCAAUGUUGUACAUCUCCUCUCCUUCUGCAAAAGACCCCACCCAUGAGGAGCGAUGUCCUGGAAAGUCCACGAUGACUGCCCUUUCUUUUGCACGCUAUGAUUGGUUUCAAGAGUGGAAGGAUAAGAAAGUACAGAAACGGGGAGCAGAUUAUGAAAGUGUGAAGAGCGCAUUUACUGAGGCCAUACUGGAAACACUUGUCAAGAUCUUCCCUCAGAUCAAGGACCAGAUCGAUUGCUACACCAGUGGCUCUCCGCUCACCAACCAGCACUACCUGGGGUGCUCAAUGGGGGAAUUCUAUGGAGCAGAACAUGAUAUUGCCAGAUUGGACCCAGAAACCACAGCCAUUAAUAGGGCCACAACACCCAUAAAGGGACUUUACCUGACUGGUCACGAUGUCUUCAUGUGUGGGUUUGCAGGAGCUCUACUUGGAGCUGUGGUCUGCACAUCUGAAAUCCUAGGACGAAAUCUCUUUGUGGACCUGGAGUUUCUAAGAAAGAAGAUAAUUCAGGAAAAAGCCCAAAAAAAUGAGUGAUCUGAGCUCUGAUCACAAAUUUAUGGGUGGUAGGAAGGUGGGUGAGCUGACCACUGGUUAUUUUCCAAUUCAUACCAGAGUUGUACAUCAUUCUACUACAUAGCAGUAGCUCACCAAGAAUCCGCAAUGGAUUCAAAGCUGUGUCUGGUUAAAUGCACUCUUAUUCCUAGAUUUAUUUUCUCCUCCUGUUCCAAUGUGAUCAUGUCCCCCCCUUAUUCAAUCUUCUCUCUGUAUUCCCACCACAUUGUUUCUGUCCCUCAGUCUCCAUCUGUCUUUGUCCCAUUUCCCCAAAGAUCAUGUUUCUUUCCCACAAUGUUCCUGCAUCUCUACCAAUUCUUUCCCUGAUCCUUGCCUAACUUUAUGUUUGGGAAAAGCUGCGAAGGUGGACAGUAAAGCUUGCAAUGAUGAAGUAGAGGAGUAGCAGAACCACCCUUGUUCUACUAUGUGGAAACACGGCUUGUGACGUAAUAAUGGAUGAAGGCAGCGUCCAUCCCUUUAAACAUGCCACUAUAUGUCAGGACCUAAAUAUGCCACUGCACGGUGCAAUAGCUUUUUAUAAAUAAGGCCAAUAAUCUUGGCAAUCUAUUUUGUAAUAGUUACUUAUUUUUUGUAAAUUAUGAUGAAAAUAAUGUAGCCUGACGAUGUAAAAAAAGUCUCUACAUAAAGAAAGAUUAUUAAUCCUGAUUUUAUGUCUAAACGAUUUACUGUAUUGAUGUAUUUAAAAUCUGCUGGAUUUGUUUUCAGAUGAAAAUAGGGGUCUAUGAGAAAAAAAGCAUGUCCAGACACAACUGUGAUUGUAUCGUUAACAUGGAGCAGUAAAGAAAUACUGAUCCGACAAGGAGAUCAGCCAUUAUAAUUGUUUUAUAUGCACUUUUAAUGUAUAGCAAAGUUGAGCUGCCAUAUUGUUAGAGAAUUUAAAAACAAGCAUUUAUUCCGUAAACUGAGCACUAUGACAUUUGACAAAGGAGUUGCAACUUUUAAUGAGGUGGGGGGAAAAACGAGUUUCAGAAUUUUUUUUAACUUGGCUAUUUUGGCCUAAACGUUUCAGUUUUCUAAUAAUUUCUCAGUUUACUGAAUAAGCCAUUAGGGGUAUUGUUCAGGUGAAAUCCCCUUUUAUUAUGUGGAACCUUAAUUCCAUGCUGGUGUUGGGCUCCAUAUAACACAUACAAUACAAUUCUACCCUCAAGCA
Molecule: messenger RNA, 3100 nt
Organism: Pelobates fuscus (common spadefoot toad)
Lineage: Eukaryota; Metazoa; Chordata; Amphibia; Anura; Pelobatidae
Gene: RETSAT
Product: retinol saturase
Exons: 11
Coding region: 85-1911 (608 amino acids)
Biological process (GO): retinol metabolic process
Cellular component (GO): endoplasmic reticulum membrane
Molecular function (GO): all-trans-retinol 13,14-reductase activity
Source: RefSeq, a predicted model, not a curated record